This is a messenger RNA of Racocetra persica, 159 nucleotides long. The record is from the annotation of a GenBank genome assembly. NCBI's taxonomy places the organism in Eukaryota, Fungi, Glomeromycota, Glomeromycetes, Diversisporales, Gigasporaceae.
ACUUGCGACAAGAGAAGGUUAGUAUUAUGUUUGUGGACGAUUUCGUAAAUAUGAAGGUUGUUUAUCUCUCAUCAAAGGUCUCUGAUUCCGAAAGAGGAAUCGGAAUUGGAAUCGAUGAAUGUUCAUCGAGCUUUUUAAAAUAUCAAAUAUUGUACCACU